Antrostomus carolinensis (chuck-will's-widow) is the source of this 814-nucleotide messenger RNA. Its product is annotated as sperm flagellar protein 2. The transcript has 5 exons. The annotation marks the transcript as partial. Gene Ontology annotation, biological process: sperm axoneme assembly. Lineage: Eukaryota; Metazoa; Chordata; Aves; Caprimulgiformes; Caprimulgidae. The record is from RefSeq and is a predicted model, not a curated record. Gene Ontology annotation, cellular component: manchette; sperm midpiece.
GGUUGCAAUUGCAAAACUUAACAAUUUUUCUCGCCUGGAGCCCACACUUCAGCUCCUUGGUGUGCAGUUUAACAAGAAUGUGGCCCAAGACAUAAUGGCAGGACAGCAUGGGGCUGCAACAAAGCUUUUAUAUGAAUUGUAUAUUGCUUUAGAAAAAAAGAGAAAGGCAAAGCUCACUGGAAUAGCCAUGGAAACAAUGAGACCUGCAGCAGUUGCAAAGCUUAAGUCUAUUGAAAGUGUUUUGUAUCAAGAGCGUUUGAAAACUUUAAUGCCACGUCAGACUGAUUUGCAACUACAGCAGAUUUCAGAGCGUUUUGAAAUAAAAUCUAAGGCAACAGAAGAUAAAAUAGCUCGUAUACGUAUUGCAGAACAACAGAAAGUUCAGAAGCUCCAAGAGGAACAAAGAGCACAAGACAUGGAAAAGCAUCGCAUAGGAAGAAGGAGACAAAAUGAAAUAAUGGCCAGGAUUCAAGCAGCCAUUAUACAGGUUCCAAAGCCAUCACCAAACCGCACCAUAAAAGCUAUUGAAGCAAAAAGGUUCUUAAAGAAUAAAAGAGAAGCAGAGAAUACAUACAAGGAGAUUAAAAAGUUUGAGACCGAUAUACAAGAAUCGCUGCAAACACAGAAGUUACAAGCAACAACACUAGAAACUACAGCACAGACAGCAACUGAGCUGUUAAGUAUUUAUUCAGAGGAUGAAUAUAUAAGAAAAAUUCAAAAACGUUUGGAGGAAGAUAUGUUUGCUAGAGAACAACGAGAAAAGAGACGACGAAAAAUGGUAAUGGAACAGUUAAUAGCACAUGAAGCACAAGAG